CAUCAUCAGUCUAAUGUCAGUUCGCCCUUCAUACAAAUAGCGCUUGGGGACAGAUGGGGAAGCGCAAGGACGAGGAGAGCGACCAGGAAGAGGAGGAGGAUGCAUCUCAGGACUCGGCCGAUGACUCGGACGCUUCGGGCCUCAGCGACGACGAAGGGGAGGACGAUGAUAGCGAUGAUGACAGCGAUCUGGAAGAUGAGGAUGACCCGGAGCAGCUGCCCAACAAGCGCAAAUCAGUGAACUUGCGCGCAGACGCCAAACCACGGCCAGGCGUCGUGAAGGCGGCAGUGGCCAAAGCGGCGCCCCCAGCAGCGGCCAAGCCCGUGGCAGCGGGGGCCGUCAAGCCCCCUCUUCCCAGGCGCACCAGUAUUGGCAGCAGCGCUGGAGGGAGCAGCACAUGCGGCGGCGGCAGUAGCGCCAGUGCAUCUGCCACACCUGCCGUCACGUACGCGCCUCGCCCCGCUGUCAGCCGCAUCCGGGACGCGGAGUUGGAUGAUGAGGAUGAGGAUGGCGGGGGAGGAGGCGGCGGCGGUGCGGGAGGCAGCGGCAUCGGAGACGCGGCGGCAAAGGAGGCGGAGCUGCAGCGGCGGCGUGAGGCGAACGUCAGGGCGCUGAUGGACAACAGCCUGGAGACCACGAGACAGCCGGUCAUGUCGCGCUUCCUGCGCCUGGCCGAGAGCGACGCAGUUCUGCGCCAGCCCUUCAUCAGCCCCAUGCAGGGCGCGGCGCCCGUCAGCGACGCCCUCCGCCGCAAGCUGGUCGCCCGCCGCACCUUUGUCCCCUGGGGCAGCAGCACGCCGCUGCCGCUCCCCGUGGCCGCCGCCCCGCGCCAGCCGCCUACGCCGCCGCCGCCGCCCCUGCUGCUGGCGCCAGCGACGGAUGAGCCGCCCGCGCCGCCGCCGGAGCCGGAGCUGCCGGAGGGCAUUGAGCCGCUGGUGCUGUGGCGCCCGCCACCCGAGGCGGCCGUUGCAACCGAGGACAACGCCGCCGGCAGCAAGGCCGCCGGUGUUGGUGGCGGCUGUGUGGUUGUGGAUAACAUGCUGACGCGCUUCCUGCGGCCGCACCAGCGUGAGGGCGUGCAGUUCAUGUUCGACUGCGUCACGGGCCAGCGCCUGGAGGGCAAACACGGCUGCAUCCUAGCUGACGACAUGGGACUGGGCAAGACCCUGCAGGGUAUUACGCUGUUGUGGACGCUGCUGGGCGGCGGCCACCCGCUGCUGGGCGGGGUGCCGCUGGCCCGCCGCGCCAUCAUCGUGUGCCCCACCAGCCUGGUGUCUAACUGGGACAACGAGUGUAGCAAGUGGCUCAAGGGCCGCCUGACGACGCUGGCCAUGUGCGAGAGCAGCCGCGAGGACGUGUGCUCCUCCAUCGCCCUGUUCCUGGACUCAAGCAACACGGGGCUGCACCGGGUGCUCAUCAUCAGCUACGAGACCUUCCGCAUGCACGCUGACAAGUUUCAGGUGCCGCAUGCCUGCGACCUGCUCAUGUGCGACGAGGCUCACCGGCUGAAGAAUGACGCCACCCUGACCAACCGAGCCCUGGACAACAUGCCGUGCAAGCGCCGCGUGCUGCUGUCAGGCACGCCCAUGCAGAAUCACCUUGACGAGUUCUUCGCCAUGGUGGACUUCUGCAACCCGGGCGUGCUGGGCAGCGCGGCGGAGUUCAGGAGGAGGUACGAGGCGCCCAUCCUGGCAGGCCGCGAGCCGGACGCCACCCCCGAGCAGGUGGCUCUGGGUGAGGAGCGCUCGGCGGAGCUGAGCGGCCUGACCAACCGCUUCAUCCUGCGCCGCACCAACAAGCUGCUCAGCCAACACUUGCCGCCCAAGGUGAUCGAGGUGGUGUGCUGCCGGCUGACGGAGCUGCAGCGCGCGCUGUACAUCCACUUCCUGCAGUCCAAGGCGGCGCGGCGGGUGCUCAACGCCGGCAAGACCACCAGCGGCGUGCUGUCCGCCAUCACCUCACUCAAGAAGCUGUGCAACCACCCCAAACUCAUAUACGACGCGGUGCACAGCAAGGCGGCGGCUGCGGCGGCCGGCGAGGACGGCGAGGGCAAGAUCGAGGGCUUCGAGGGUGUGGGGGUCCUAUUCCCGCCCGGCCUGUUCGACAACGGGCGAGUGGGGCGCGGCGGCAUGGCUGCGGGCUGGGAGGCGGUGGGCGGCAAGAUGGCGGUGCUGGCGCGCAUGCUGCACGUGCUGUACACCGAGACCACGGACAGGAUCGUGCUGGUGUCCAACUACACCUCCACACUGGACCUGUUUGUGGCGCUGUGCCGCGAGCGCGGCUACCCCUUCGUGCGGCUGGACGGCACCACCACCAUCAACAAGCGCCAGAAGCUGGUCAAGGUGUUCAACGACCCGGUGGAGAAGCAGUUUGCCUUCCUGCUGUCCUCCAAGGCGGGCGGCUGCGGCCUCAACCUCAUCGGCGCCAACAGGCUGGUGCUGUUCGACCCGGACUGGAACCCCGCGAACGACGCGCAGGCGGCGGCGCGGGUGUGGCGCGACGGGCAGCGCAAGCGCGUGUUCGUGUACCGCUUCCUGUCCACCGGCUCCAUAGAGGAGAAGGUGUUCCAACGGCAGAUGAGCAAGGAGGGGCUCAAGCAGCUGGUGGGCAAGACCGGCAAGGCGGCCGCCAACGUGAUGACCAGUGAGGACCUGCGGGAGCUCUUCUCCCUCAACGCCGACAGCCCCUCAGACACCUACGAAUGCAUGUGCGGCACGACCGUCGCCGCGCCCGAGGCAGCCGCGCUGGACGUCACCGCCGCAGCGGUGCUGGACGCAGCUGCUGCAGCUGCCGCGGGAGGUGCCGCCGGAGAGGCGGCCGCCGCGGCGGCGGCGGGCCUCAUUGCCGCGGUUUGCGGGGGCGCGGGGGGAGUGGAGGCGAUUGAUCUGUGCCAUGAUGAGGGCGACGGCGUCGGUGCUGACGGCGGCGGCGGCGAUGCCGACGACGGCGGGCCUGACCUGGGUCUGGAUGACUGCUGGGGCGGCGGCGGCGAUGACCACAUGGACAUCACGGCGGCGGAGGAGGAUGGGGGAGAGGCGCGGGCGCCAGCCGCGGCGGCGGCCAGCAAGGGUGGCGGCCGCGGUUGCGGCGGCCGUGACACGGGCAUGAGCGACGGCGAGGAUGAGGACGGCGAAUACCUCGACUCUGACGACGACUGGUGCAGCGAUGAUUCAGAUGACAGCUGGGGCGGCGACCGAGGGCGCGGUGGCCGCAAGGGCAAGCGGCGCGGCAGCGGCGGCAGUGGCGGCGGGCGCGGCGGCGGCAAGGCGGCGGCUGGGAAGCAGAAGGGCCGCGGCGGCGGCGGCAAGAAGGGCGGCGGUGGAAAAGAGCGCGGCGGCAAGGGGGCUGCGCCGCCGCCGCCGCCGGUUGUUGUGCGGCGGCCGCCAGGGCCGCCCGUACACAAGCUGCAGACGGGAGAGCCGGCUGAGGAGGACUUGGCCAAUUGGGCGCACCACCCCACACCCGACACCUUGCCCGACGCCGUCAUGCGGCGAGUGGCGGCGCCCGACGUGUCCUUUAUCUUCUCCGUGUGCGUGGCCGGCAAGCACAUCGAGGGCGGCGACGAGGAAGAGGCGCGUCUGGCGGAAGGCAAGGGCGCAGCAGCCAGUGGAGCGGGGAGAGGAGGACCGGGCGGGUUGGGUCCGGCGGCCCUGGCGGGCCGCAGCAACCGGCCCAGCCGCGGCGCAGCGCCGCCGCCGAUGGCGCCAGCGGGCGCGCCGGCGGCGCCGGCGGCUGCCGCAGCCGCAGCGGCGCGGCCACUGCCGCCUGCAGCGGCUGGCACGCAGCCGCCUGCGGUGGCGGUCACGAAGCCGGCGAAUGGGGCGCCCACGGCAGCACCAGUGCCCAAGCCGCUGCCAGCGGCAGUAGCAGCACCAGCAGCGCCAAUGGCUGCAGCAGCCACCAACGCGGCUGCUGCUGCUGCUACACCCGGAGGUGUGACGACAUCUUCGGCUCCGGCGGGCGCGGGUGCGGGCGCAGGCAAGCCGCCCCCGGUGGCUCCCGCGGCGAAGCAGUCGCUCCCCGCGGUUACCGCCAGCAAGCCCACGUCGGCGCCGGCAUCAGCAGCUGCGGUCCCGGCGUCAGUAGCUGCGGCGCCAGCUUCAUCACUUGCGUUGGCAGCGUCAGCGGCUGGGAACCCUGGCGCCCACGCAUCCAGGCCACACGCCAAGCCGCCGCAGCCGCUACCAGCAAGCGGCUUGCUGGCCGCAGCAGACCGCGCCGCAGUCGCGCCUCUGCAGGGCUCAGCGGCAGUGGCAGCGCCGCCCCGCACUGCAGCCGCAGCAGCAGCAGCAUCACCAGCAGCAGCGACCGCGGCGCCAUCAGCGGCAAUGCCAGUACGGCUGCAGGGACUGGCAGGGCCCGCUGCCACCGCGGCACCGGGAGCCGUGGCGGCGGCAGGACCGCGGCCACCGGCGGCGGCGCCGCAUCUAGUGCUGAGCAAUGGCUACGCAGCAGGGGCGACGGCAGCUGCAGGCAGCGUCAAGCCCGUAGUGGCCGCACCUGCAGGACUUGCGGCACCUCCGCAGGCUGCAGUACCGACGGCAGCAGCAGGAGGGGCUGUAGCAGCGCACAGUGCACUGGGUGCUACAGCCGCCGCCAAACCCCGGCCGCCGGGCGCCGCCGCUACCACCACAGCAACGGGUCUGGCGCCGCCGCCCGGCCAUGGCGGGAGCAAGCUGGCCAAACCCAGGCCCAGCUCGACCUCCUCAACAUCCACAUCCACAUCAUCAGGGGCAGCUGUUGCAGCAGCCAAGCCGGCGCCGGCGCCGGGGCUGGGGGCCGCUGUGCAGCAACCACAAGCCGCAGCCGCGGUGCCGGCGGGGGCACCGCCGGUGCAGCGCGCAGUGGCGCCACUGGCGCCGCAGCAGCUGAACCGGCAGCAGGCGCCGCCACCAGGUACCCUGGCAGCUGGAGCUGUGCCUGGAAGCGGUAAGCCGGCGCUGGGGGUGCCGCCGACAGGCGCCCCGAGUGCGCCGCACCCUGCCGGUGCCGUGCCCAUGAUUAACGGUGGCGCCACGGCAGCGGGCGUGAAGGUGCCAGCAGCAGGAGUGCCGGCUGCGGUUGUGGCCGCGGCGGCCGCGGGCAAGGCCGCGCGGGGAUGGGAGGAAGGUCCCGGGGGAGGCGGCGCCGGUGGCGGCGGCGGGCGGAGCUCCCUGGAUGCGCCUCAGCCCAAGCGCUCGCGGCCGCCGGGGCUUUACAUGGAUGACGAUUUUAUCUGAGCUGUCGGGGCGGAACAAAUGGCUUGCGGAGCGCAUCGUGUCCUGGUGAUGAUGGUUUGCCUGAUCGUGCAUAUUUUAGGCGAGCGACUGUGAGCGGAUGGGCGCUGCAAUAAGAAGUGGGGAAUAUGGCGGCACGGGUAGCGGGCGAUGAUGCGACGUGGCAAUUACGAUAGCAGGUGGCUCUGAUUAGAGCAGGCAGGAGGCAGCAGGAUGUGCGGGGGGCUUCCCGCAGUUAGGACAGGCACGUGGCAGUGUGCGGUGACUUGGGUGUUGGGGAUGCAGGAGCAAUGCAUACUGACGGGGGUGUGUCGCAACUCGCUUGGGCGGCACAGGGCGGCUCGUUGGGUUAUCUGUGACUGGGACACUGGGUGCUACUGCGAUACGUGCGA
Messenger RNA from Chlamydomonas reinhardtii, 5608 nucleotides. RefSeq lists its product as uncharacterized. Gene Ontology annotation, molecular function: DNA translocase activity; ATP binding; ATP-dependent chromatin remodeler activity. Gene Ontology annotation, biological process: reciprocal meiotic recombination; double-strand break repair via synthesis-dependent strand annealing. NCBI's taxonomy places the organism in Eukaryota, Viridiplantae, Chlorophyta, Chlorophyceae, Chlamydomonadales, Chlamydomonadaceae. The transcript has 23 exons. Gene Ontology annotation, cellular component: nucleus. Bases 54 to 5219 code for a protein of 1721 amino acids. The record is from RefSeq and is a predicted model, not a curated record.